This is a messenger RNA of Harpegnathos saltator (Jerdon's jumping ant), 2717 nucleotides long. RefSeq names its product 5-hydroxytryptamine receptor 7 (gene 5-HT7). The transcript has 7 exons. Gene Ontology annotation, cellular component: plasma membrane. NCBI's taxonomy places the organism in Eukaryota, Metazoa, Arthropoda, Insecta, Hymenoptera, Formicidae. The record is from RefSeq and is a predicted model, not a curated record. Gene Ontology annotation, biological process: positive regulation of MAPK cascade; adenylate cyclase-activating adrenergic receptor signaling pathway. Bases 663 to 2297 code for a protein of 544 amino acids. Gene Ontology annotation, molecular function: G protein-coupled acetylcholine receptor activity.
GGAGAAGAAAAAGGGGAAGCUAAACAAUUAAGGAAGAGAGGAAGAAGAAAGUUGAUAGACUCGUACGGGAUCGAGCAUCAACAUCGGCGACGCGUUUUAAAGUGCUGUGUAACUCUAUUUGUCUGGUGAUGCGUGAUCGAACGACUUGCCUGCGUCGACCAAGAUCGGAGGCUGCUGUUACUUCUGCUACCACUCCCGGCGGUCCCAUGAGUGAGCUGGUACGAAGAAGAUCAUCGGUCGAUCUUGAUGAUGGGGUGAUGAACGUGGAUCAUGACUCCUUUGGUUUACCGUGAAAAUUAUAUGCGACAGCUUAAGUCGAGAAGCUGAAAACGUUCCGCGUUGGGUCGCGGGAUAACGGAGAAUCGCUACCGCUUCUGUCGCUGCUGCUGCUGCUGCUGCUGCUGCUGCUGCUGCUGCUGCUGCUGCUACUGCUACUGCUACCGUCGCCGCUGUUGCUGCUGCUGCUGUUGCUGUUGCUGCUGCAACUGCUCUGUCGCUGAGUCCGCUUACUGCUCAACUCGUCCGCCGGAAUCGAGCGAGGAUUCUCAUGCACGCCGUGAACUUGCGAGGCAUCCCGCGGUCGAGAGGAGAGAAGGAGCAUGACGUAGUCGUCGGCGAGGGGGGCUCUUGGGAUGCUCCAGACUUCCGGCUAGGGUCGUCAUAUGGAGGGGCAGGACGUAACCACCGCGGACGGCAAUCUGUUUCGAAACUUCACUGUUCACAAUUCCAUCACCGCCAGCCGCGGUACCGGUACCGACGAUUUCUUUCGGGGCUUUCCCGGCAAGAACUCGCCCUACACCACUGCUCAGGCAAUACUCAUCGCCUUGGUGCUCGGCAGCAUCAUCGUCGGCACUGUGAUCGGGAACAUCUUGGUGUGCGUCGCGGUAUUCCUUGUUAGAAAGCUACGUAAACCUUGCAACUACCUGCUGGUCAGCCUGGCGGUCAGUGAUCUUUGCGUAGCCCUUCUGGUGAUGCCGAUGGCGAUGCUGUACGAGAUAUCAGGCAAUUGGUCCUUCGGCUGGAUCAUGUGUGACCUCUGGGUCAGCUUCGAUGUACUCAGUUGCACCGCCAGCAUCCUCAAUCUCUGCAUGAUAUCUGUGGACAGGUACUGGGCGAUCACGAAGCCGCUGAAAUAUGGGGUGAAGAGGACGCCACGACGAAUGAUCGUCUACGUCAGCCUUGUUUGGCUCGGGGCAGCCUGCAUCAGCCUACCGCCUUUGCUGAUAAUGGGGAAUGAGCAUUCGUACACCGAGAACACCGGCGCUUCGCAUUGCGUGGUUUGCCAAAACUUUUUCUAUCAGAUCUACGCUACCCUCGGCAGCUUUUAUUUCCCGCUCAUCGUCAUGAUUCAGGUGUACUGCAAAAUAUUCUGCGCUGCGCGCAGGAUAGUCCUGGACGAGAUAAGAGCGCAGCUUCACCUGGAGGUGCACUGUCAUCUCGAUAUGGAGCCGGCGGCCGCCUCGCAGCAUCCAACGCCCGCCGUCAUGAGCCGUCAAUUAAAUUCCGACAUACAAACAAGUCAAAAUAGUCCACCGGUAAAACAACAUAGAAGUUCCAGCGCAUCCACUACGAUGAGAUCGGAGGUACGUGCCGACACGCAGGAUAAUUUAACAGUGUGCAGCGGCCACGCGGUACGAUGCUUCGCCGGCGGACCGCGCAAGAGCAACGAGUCUCAGUGCCCGAUGCUGCAGAAGGUGGAGCGGCCGAUUCUAUCGACUGCGACGACGCCGUCGAUGAUGACGUCGUCGACGCGGCAAACCACGACGAUCGUACGCAAUCAUCUGAACAGCACAUGCAGCGUGACGAAUUCGCCGCACCAGAAGAAGCUGCGCUUCAACCUCGCGAAGGAGAGGAAGGCUAGCACGACCUUGGGUAUCAUCAUGAGCGCCUUCAUUAUCUGCUGGCUGCCAUUCUUCGUACUGGCGCUGGUACGGCCGUUCCUCAGUGACCCAGACGCGAUUCCUGCCUUCAUUACGAGCCUCUUUCUCUGGCUCGGCUAUUGCAAUAGUCUGCUGAACCCGAUCAUUUACGCCACCCUGAAUCGCGACUUCCGUAAGCCGUUCCGCGAGAUCCUUUACUUCCGCUGCGGCACCCUCAACCACAUGAUGCGCGAGGAGUUCUACCAGAGCCAAUAUGGCGACCCGGUGAACAACUACGAGAUUAAAGCCGGCGAGAGUGCGGAGAGCGCGGAUCGCCUCGAUGAUUAUCACGAAGGCGUUGUCGAAUCGAUGGACGUCGUCGCCGGCGCUGGCGCCGGCACCUGUGGAACCGGCACUCCGAACGAAAGCUUCCUAUGAUCCGAGAAGAGACGUUCCUCGAAGGCGACCGUCGAGGACCGUCACAGUAACAUUCGACACAGACCGCCGUCGUCGUGUUGCAUCGAGCAACUUCACGUAGCGCCUAACGAGAUCCUUCUGUGAUUCUUCAAGGGACGAGUUUCUCUGUUUCUAUCUCGCUGAUCGACGAGAACGCUGUCGACGAGAUGACGAGGACAGUCGUUUCAACAAAACGACCGGGAGGCUGCCAGUUUGAUCGCAGAACGUUUUUAGAGAGAUCCUCCUGUGAACGGUUCCUUGAUCGUUUGUGAUCUUGACAGGCAAACUCUAUCUUCGAGAAGCAUGGCAAUCUCAACCUAAAUUGAAGGUAGCAGUGUGAUUAGAACGCAGGAGACAAAAGUGUGGACCGAGUCGCGCGAUACGAAUCUCAAAGGAGACGAG